AUGGGAGUUACCAACAAGACUCCCCAGUUCCUGAAAAUGAAUCCCCUUGGGAAGGGCAAAAUUGAACAAUGGAUUGAUUUUGCUACCACUGAGAUUGAUGCUAACACAGGUCAAUGGCUAUAUCCCCGGCUUGGUUAUCAAGUUUACCUUCCUCCGGCUGAGGAAGCUGCAAUCUCUGCUUUGAAAAAGGCACUUGGGGCCUUGAAUACCCAUCUCGCUUCUCGCACUUUCUUGGUUGGAGACACUGUCGUAUUGGCUGAUGUUAUUUUUACUUACAAAUAUGCAUUUGGGAAAAUGUUGGUGAUUGGUUCAGAGCCUCCAUUCAAAGUCAAGGGUUUGUGGCUUUUUUCCAUGUGGAAGGAGGUUGACAUCAACGAUGAAGGACAGAAAGUGCAUGUGAAUAAGAUGAUUCAGGAUGCUGAGCUUUUCAAGGGUGAAGCUCUACUACUGGAUGCCAAGUGCUUCAAGCAAACAGUGGGAAUGUUACCUGCUUAA
Oldenlandia corymbosa var. corymbosa is the source of this 495-nucleotide messenger RNA. NCBI's taxonomy places the organism in Eukaryota, Viridiplantae, Streptophyta, Magnoliopsida, Gentianales, Rubiaceae. The record is from the annotation of a GenBank genome assembly.